UGACGGGCGGAGGGCCGCUGCCGGCGCGCGUGGGCCCGGGCCCGGCGGGGGCGGCCUCGCGUUGCCACAGCCGCGUCGCGCCCUGCCCGCGUCGCCCUGGCGGCCGCGGCCGCGCCGGGCCCGGCCCGGCCCACGUCAGUGCGUUUCACAAUCCCUGCUAUAAAGGCGGCGGGGCCGCGGCUGCAGGCGCAGAGCGGCGGGUCCCGGCCGGCGGCACCAGCUCCCCCCGCGCUGCCGCCGCCGGUGGAGGGCCGCGCGGGGACGGACGGGACGGGACGGGACGGGGUGGGGGAACCUAUGCGGCCCGCCCCAGCCCCGGCCCCCACCGCUGGGCGAGCCGCCAGCGAGCCAUGGCCGACGGCUUGCGGAGGCUGGUCAGCACGGAGAGCGGCCGCGUGCUGCAGCAGAAGCUGGAGAGCUGGUACCAGGACUACGAGAUUAAUUCCUGUGAUCAGAAUCUGAACCGAUGUUGUGAAAUAAUAGAAAUGAACUCCGUGAUUCAAGGGCAGCUCUUUACAAUCCUCAAUGAAACAGCUCGAGAAGGUGGGCAUUAUGCAGGUGUGGAAACAAUAAAAUCUCGUCUUCUGCCAUGGCUAGGGACUUGUUUUUCCAGUGCUACUUCAGGAAGGCCCCUUGAAACUAAUCUCUCUCUCACUCAGGAUUCAAUGGAGAAAGAGAGGCAGCUGAGAAAGUCUGCCAACAGUCAGACUUUUGAACUGCAAGAGCUGCAGAAAGAACUGACUGCUACUCGUCUACAGCUCAGCCAUGUGCAGCAAGAUCUGACCGAAACCCAGUUGGCUCUUGAAGACACAAAGGCAAAAUCAGCCACUACUCUUUUGGCAGCAGAAGAUGAAAUCGUUCAGCUAAAAGCAGCUUUGAAGGCUUCCCAUGCCCAGGAGGAGAACGCUCUGAGGAAUUUAGAUCGUCUGAAUGACUAUGAGCAGCAGAUUCAAAUACUGAAGGAUGAAAUUUCUAUCUUGGAUGCCCAAAAAUCUGUUCUGCAAAGCAGACUUGCACGGAGCCGCUCUCCUUCCCCAAGACACAGUCAGAGUAGGUCACCUAGUCCGCUUCCCCUGAGGAGCUGCUCACCUGGCCGAGCCAGCCUUACAAAUGCUUCGCGUCAUGCCUACCUGGUGGCUCGCUUCGGUGACAUUUAUGCUCAAGAACGCUUGGAUGCAGAGACCCUUCUGAGGACAUACAUCAGCGAUAUGGAGAUGGUGCAGAGGAUAAUAUACAUUGCAGCUGUGGAGUCUUUUCAUGCAGCAAAGAUGGCCUACAGGCAUUUCAAAAUGCGUGUAAGAAAAACUCUGUCUCUAGGUCACUCAGGGCCUGAGUCACUUGAAGACACUGUCCUGGAUUAUAUAGUUCGCCAUGAGGAUCUGUAUGAUGUUCAAGCCAGUGUCAAUGAAGUAAUUCGUUCCAUGAACAUCAACCCAAAGAUUUCAUUCCCACCAGAAAUUGAUUUCAUUGUGAUCAGCAGUUUGAUUCGAGAGUUGUGCCGUGUGGCAUUUUCAAUGCAGACACUGAUUCCUCCUCUUGAUAUUGCUUUUGGUACAGAUGGAGAACUUUUCCAUGAGACCAAGUACCGUCGUAGCUUUGAUUCUGAUUUCACAGCUCCCUUGGUGGCUUAUCAUGUGUGGCCUGCCCUGAUUGAAAAUGAUGUUGUAAUUGUGAAGGGAGAGGCAGUUACAAAAAGAGGAGCUCUGUGGUCUCACAGGAGCAGAAGUAGAAGCAGAAGCCGCAGCCGUAGCCAUAGCACGAGUCCUCUUCGAUCUCAUUGUUUAUCUCGAAGCCACAGUUCUUCACCAUUAAGGAGUGGAAGCCCAAGGCUUUAGGUUACCUGGAUAUGUUUCUGUGAUUCAGUACAUCCGAAUCAGUCAACUUCAGUGGUGCCUUCUCCUCUACCAUGAGUACCUCAGAUCUCACAAUAAUGUGAAUGGCAGUUGUUUGUCGCUCCAAAUGGAGGGUUUUAUGUUGUUUUUGCUUAGUGUGUUUUUAUAAUUAUAGAAGGUUUAUUUAUAAUUUUAAAAACUAAUUCAACCCUUUUGAUAAAAAAACAAAAAGAGUAAGGUGCAUAUAAUACAGGAUCAUACUCAUCUGGCAAAGUUUACAGAGCUCUGAGGAACCCAUGCUGUAAUGUUGCAGCUGUAGAUAGAGUGAUUGCAUCUAGAAUGCUUUCCCCAGAUACCAAAUGAUGCAGUUCAUCUUGAUAGGAUGUUUAAUAUAACCAAAAUUGUAAGCAUUACAAAUGUUGAGAUUAGCUAUUACUUGAAAACAAUUUCAUUAAAUGGUGCUUAUUUACAAUUUUAGGAAACAGCACUGAUCUCAGGAUGUGUGAAUCUCACACAAUCAUUUUAAGUUUCUCCUUACGAUAAUCUGAAUUUUCUAACUACAAUGCAGAAGUCACACAGAGCUGUCAUAUAUUACCAGUAUUUUAUCAAUCCUUAGGACUUUAUUCAUGUUUGUUUAUGAAGGCACACUGCCACGUGUGUGCUUUUAACAAAGCAGUAACAGUCCUUGUUAAAUUCAGUCUGUUACUGAAGAAAUGAAUAUCACAAAGAUUUGUAAUUUGGACCUUAAAAUAUUUUGAAAGUGUGUCACUGACUGUUUGCAGGCUUGAAGUAUUUAAACCUAAUUUAAGGUGAACUAACUAGUCAGUAUCACUUUUAGUGGACUUCACACCAGACUAAUAGAUUAGUAAUUCUUGUGAAUGCAGACACAAAAACCUGGCCCUUUAUCACUUAUUGUGGGUAUUUAUGACAUUCUAAAUAUAAAACUUGAAGACCCGAAAAGUUUUUCUUCCGAAAUUUUAAAUUUCUUUUGUCCAACUUGUAAAAGUUGAUUUUAAUAUUAGCAAUUCUGUUUCUAAGAGAACUGAUGCUGUCUUUCUCUUUGAACCUCAUCUGUAGGGCCAGCCUUAAAUACAAGCCACACAAGUGACUGUUUGGGGUCUUGCGCUUUUACAUAGGAACGUAAGAUUUGUCUUGAUGGAUCUGACCUUUAAUUCACCAAGCCCACUGUCUCGUUCCAGUCAAUACCUGAUGCUUCAAAGGAAUGUGGAAAUUUUCCCAAAUUCAUCUCUGCAAUUCUGGAAUAUAAACAAUCAGAGGGAGGAAAAAUUCCUUUCUGCCUCCUGUUGCAAUCAUCCUGUGUCCUGGAACAUGACAUUUCAUUACUAUUACUAUAACAAAAUGAACAAAUACAUAUUUUGUUAGUUCUGAAAUUAUUACCUCUUAAAAUUCAGUUACAUGAACAAAUUCUGUGAUCCCUUUCCAGGGAUUUUGUGCUGACUUACAUGUCCAUUCUCUUUGCUUCUUGUGUGGUUUAAGACUUUGGCACAAGGCUCUACAAAUAUGAGGAUCAGAUUUCAGGCAGACUUUAGUAUGGGUCCCCAUGAGCCAUGGAACAACUGAGAAACUAGUUCUACAGGUGUGUUUUCAUUGGAGUUAGGCCUGUUAGUUACCAGAGCAAAAUGAGAUCCUGUACAUGGAGGAUCAUUCACAGAACUACUAUGGAAGAACUAAGGGGACACAAAUGAAAGUAGGAGCACGCAUGUGUGUUGUAUGGUUUCUUGUUGUCUAAGAAAGUCACAAAAGAAAAUGCAAAGCAAUCUGUUUCCUUUUUUGAGAACCUGAUUGUUAGUCACAGCUAUGGGUCUGUGCUUGUGAAAACCUGCAUAUUUCUGCACUGAUCUCAUGACUAAAGCACCACAGUUUUGGAGAAACUGAGCACCUGCAGCUUGUGCUGCAGCCAAGGAUAAUUAGAUGUCUUGAGUAUGGGUUCAAGCAGCAAAAUUAAGAAUUUCUCAGAAUUUCAUAAUUACCAAGGGCUGAAGAGAUGCAGGGUUUUUUAUAAUUAGAUAUUUUAUGUUUGACUUCUGCAUGUAAUUACCAAGACAUGUCUGGUUUUUUAAUUAUUUUGAGGUGAGGUCGGUUUCCAUACCAACUGUAAGAAAACUAAAACUAGAUCAAGAAAGUAUGUUUUUCUUGAAAAGCGUGAGACACAGGGUAGACCCAGACUCAUACACCUGUAAUGCCACUAAGAACUGGUAUUCCCCAAGAUCUAAAAAUGCAGUACAAGAUGGGUUCACAGUGCUUGGUGGACCAUCUCACCUUGUUCUGCAGCAGGCAGCAGGUUAUCUAGUAGCCUCAAAGCUAAAGAGGAAGCUAAUAAACUGACGGAUAAUGACUUGUUUUUGCAGUGAGAAAGUAGCAGAAUUUCUUGUGUAAUGUUUUGGAGCUGACCAUUUGCAGCCAAAUAAGAAGGCAGUCCUCAGCAUGGUAACACUUCAUUCAUUCAUUAAACAAUUCUUACUCUUUACCCAGUUGUACUCUGCAGCCAGUAGUCUUUUUAUAGGAAUAUACUGUUUUGUACUGGUUACCUGCACAGCUUACUUAUAGCCAAUUAAAUCUAUAGGCCAGACAGGGGGAUUGCUUUUAAUGUCAAGUCAGACAUUAAUAGCUCCUGUGCUUCUUUUUAUCUACAUGCCGCCAGUGUGGAGUGUACAAACCAAUAAAGAUCAGUCUGUAUGAUCGUAUGGAAUUAAUUGUCAAAUGCAAAAGAGCUUUAUAAAAAGGGAUUCCUGUAAUUGCUUGCUAGAUUCUCUGAAUGGAGCAUGAAUAUGAAAUUGAUGAUUUGAUAUUUUAAUAAGGCUUUUAAAAAUGUUAAGUGAAAUCAAUUGUUUCUCGCAAGCCUGUGUAAUGCCGCACUUUCAAAUAUAGCAAAGUAGAAUCAGUACAAUACAGCAAAGCAGAAUCAGUACUGUAAGACUGGACUCUCUCUUAGAAGUGACCAAAACAAAUAUCAGCGGGGCUUAUAUUACAAGAAAAUUGUAGGACAGUAUUACUCAUGAUCAAAGUGAUAAUACCAGGGACAAGAAGGCUACUUUUGGAGCUAAUUUAAACCCUUUGGAGUUAGAUUGAUGGAAGUAUGACUGCACAUGAUGUAAAAAAGCACCACCAUUGGGCCAAGGUAUUCAUGUAGGACAGCACACAUGUUUGCAAGGGUCUUUGUGAUUGCUGAAGAAUUUCACCUGCACAUCGGCUCUUUGAAGUCUGAUUAUGUGUGGCUCAAUUCAAAGGCUAUCCCUGAGUCAGUCUAAACUUGUGGGUGUUUUAUUACCCAUUUCUGGGAAAUGGAAUCAAAAUAUCUUCAGUCUUCCUUCUUCAGUGUUUGCAACUGAAUAACGUAAAGUGCAGACUCUCAUGCAGAGUUAGCAGAUACCAAGGGCAAAUUGCUCAGCUAAAAUUCCUACUGCAGAAUGAAGAUUUGAAUUCAGAAACUAUCUUAGAUUAUCCCAAAUCACUGAUAGGAAAGAGAAAGUUGGGGGAAGGAGGCUGGUGGAGCCGUCCCAUUUAGUCUGGGUGGCCAUGAACUGUGGUGUUGAUUUAGUCCUGCAGGAGGCUCUGGAGAUAAGCACAUCUGUGGUAAACUAAUGCAAAAAUACUCUACAGCUGAGAGAAAGCAAAUGGGAAGGCAAAAACUUAUCAAAAUGCUCCCUGGAAAACAUACAUCCAUACAUCCCCUGGGAUCUGAAGAUUACUUUUAUACUGCAUGCAUGUACUGUAGAAUUUUGUUAUUCUGUAAAAGUGCCAUCAGAAUUAAAUUGUGUUCUUCAGCUUUA
Molecule: messenger RNA, 5623 nt
Organism: Dromaius novaehollandiae (emu)
Lineage: Eukaryota; Metazoa; Chordata; Aves; Casuariiformes; Dromaiidae
Gene: SPATA18
Product: spermatogenesis associated 18
Exons: 13
Coding region: 351-1835 (494 amino acids)
Biological process (GO): mitophagy by internal vacuole formation; mitochondrial protein catabolic process
Cellular component (GO): mitochondrial outer membrane
Source: RefSeq, a predicted model, not a curated record